CCCGGCGCCUGCCGGCGAGGAUGCUAAGUUUGUGCUGGCUGCUGCUCCCCCUGGUUGUGGGAAUCCAUCCAGAAUGUAAGAUAUUCCACCAGGUGGUCAAAGAGGAGGCUCUCUGCUUAGAAAAGAAUGACUCUGUUUCAUCCGAUCUUAAAGGGUGCUCCACAGAUUGGGAUGGUCUAACCUGCUGGCCUAGAGCCACUUUUGGGGAAGUGGUUAAAGUUCCCUGUCCAAGAAUUUUUGAAGAAAUCACCAAUAUCGAUGGUUUUCUUCAGAGAAACUGUACACAGGAGGCAUAUUGGUCAGAACCAUUCCCAUCAUACACCAUUGCCUGUGGAUUUGAUGAAGGUUCCAGUAAAGGGCCUGAGGAUCUGAAAUCAUAUUAUUCUGCGUUUUGGCGUGUCUACACUGCUGGCUAUGCAGCAUCAGUGACUUCACUCAUUACAGCUCUAAUUGUCUUUGCUGCCUUCAGAAAAUUCCACUGUACACGGAAUUACAUCCAUAUGCACCUGUUUGUCUCCUUUAUCCUGAGAGGAACUGCUGUUUUCAUCAAAGAUGCUGUUUUGUUUGCAGAUGAAACUAUGGACCACUGCCUAAUGUCAACGGUUGCUUGUAAAGUUGCUGUGGCAUUCUUUCAGUUCAGUGUUUUAGCUAAUUUCUUCUGGCUUCUUAUAGAAGGGAUAUACUUGCAAACACUGCUUUUGCUGACCUUUGUUUCGGACAGGCAGUAUGUAUGGUGGUUCAUAUUUACCGGCUGGGGAGGCCCCACUGCUGUGAUGUUUGCUUGGGUCCUCACAAGAAUCCAUCGACAAAAUACUGGAUGUUGGGAUGAUGAUGAAAAUGGAGUGCUGUUAUGGAUCAUCAAAGGCCCCAUUCUGCUAACUGUAUUAAUUAACUUUGUUAUAUUUAUUAAUGUGAUCAGAAUUCUAGUCCAUAAAUUGAAAUCUCAAGAGGGAGGAGGGAGCCAUUCAAGUAACUUUGUGAGACUUGCUAAAUCCACAUUACUCUUAAUCCCCCUCUUUGGAGUACACUACAUUGUAUUUGCAUUUUUCCCAGAAAGCACUGGUCUGGAAGCUCGACUUUAUAUUGAGCUGGGCUUGGGUUCUUUUCAGGGUUUUGUUGUUGCUCUUCUAUAUUGCUUCUCAAAUGCAGAGGUUCAAAGUGAACUGAAAAAACAAAUGUGCAAAUGGCAGUAUCAAGAAUACCUGAACUUCAUACACAAACAGAGGAUUUUGUCCAGAGAAAACAGUCCAGUCAACUAUGUCACUCAGUUAUCACUGCUUGAAAAAAUCAGUCCAAAAAGGAAAACCUCUAUCUACCUGAACAGUGUAACUUCUGUCUGAGCUUUUCUAGCAGGAAAAGUUGCUGUGACAUUGUAACAUACUACCUAAGAGGUGGCCAGUUUGGAUUGUUUAUGCCUUUCCAUCGUGUCAAGAGCCUUCUGUGAGUUUCUUGUCCUUGUCCUUGUGAGCUGCUUUUCUCACUGGUUCAGUUCAGUGUCACAACCCUGGUUCUCUCUCUCCUUAAGCAUACAAAAUCCAUAUGUUCUGUUGUGAAAUGACAGACCUUGAGCUAGGUGAAUGAACAGGUUAACACCCAAAAAGAAGGACUACAUUGACUCCUCCCAGGCCCAGCAUGUUUGUCAUGACUUUGUUAGUGUUUCCAGAAAUUUCCUGUUACAAGAAUGCUAUUCCUAAUCUUCAUUUGAAACAGUUAUGUGGUGGCAAAAGUUUGACAUACUGAUUAGUGAAGUUUUACUUGUUGUUUUGAGACUAGCUUAAUGAGACAAAUUUGAGCCAACUUAAUGGAAGUUACAUGCAGAAACUUGCUAAGCACCUACAUAUGGAGCAGCGACCUCCUUUGAAAGGAAUCUCAAGGUGUCUCAAGAGUGACACAAAAAAAGAAUGAGUUACAUUAUCUGCUUGGGUUUUUUCUUUCAUGCCUGUUGAACAUAGAGAUUAAAUUAGGCCAGAGGACCCCAAACCCUUUAUUUUCCAUGGUAAAACAUGGACUAGCUGAACGUUAGGCAGAUUAUGUGUGCAUGAAGGAAGAACACAGAGUAAACCCAAUGCAGUACAUCAGCUGGGGUACUUUGGACUCAGAAUAAUUUGCAGACCUAGUCUUAGUUCCCAGAUGCUGGUGCUUGUGUAGCUGGAACAGAUGUCCUGUCACCACAGCCUUGAAGAUUGGCUGGUUCCAUCAAUGAAAUGCACAAUUAAACUGUGCUUUUGUGAUUUUUUUGGGAUCUCCUUUUGAAAAUUAAUCUGAUAUGAUUGCUGUGAUUAUCUGAGUCCUGCCCAUCAUUUUUCAGCUCAUUAUCACUCCACUCAAUGAUCUUUCUGGGGUCAGAAUUAUCCAUACAGCAGUAUGGUCUAGUGAAAAAAAGUAUGGUCUCGUAAAACAGAGCAAGCCAAUGUUACGCUUACAUCAUUUCUUUGGGUAGCCUUCCUCUUUCUUCAGGACUGAAUUGGACUCUACCUCAAACUCUCCAAAAGUAAAUAAAGGGCACACGUUACACUAGACACUGUUAUAGUUCCUUUCAAGAUAGGACGAUUCCCAGGAGAACCUGCAUUCAUACUUGAAAGCACUGCUAGAGACUGUGGCCAUUCAAGUACACAUAAGCUUUCUGUGAACUGCAAUAUCAGUUUCGCUUUAAAAAGUAGUGCUCCAGUCCCUCAUUUUGCUCUACUCUUGGUUAAUUAGGCCAGGGGACAUUUGACUUAUGGAAACCUCUUUGUUGAUUUUGUUGAUUUUAGGUACUUCAUCUCUAGUUCCACUAUUAGAGCAGAGAUGAAUUGCCAGAUUUCUAUAAAUAUGAGACAGAUCAGUCCUUUAUUAAAUAGGUAUUUAACACAUCUCUU
Molecule: messenger RNA, 2858 nt
Organism: Athene cunicularia (burrowing owl)
Lineage: Eukaryota; Metazoa; Chordata; Aves; Strigiformes; Strigidae
Product: vasoactive intestinal polypeptide receptor 1-like
Exons: 13
Coding region: 21-1340 (439 amino acids)
Biological process (GO): cell surface receptor signaling pathway; adenylate cyclase-modulating G protein-coupled receptor signaling pathway
Cellular component (GO): plasma membrane
Molecular function (GO): peptide hormone binding; G protein-coupled peptide receptor activity; vasoactive intestinal polypeptide receptor activity
Source: RefSeq, a predicted model, not a curated record